Molecule: messenger RNA, 1560 nt
Organism: Ilex paraguariensis (yerba mate)
Lineage: Eukaryota; Viridiplantae; Streptophyta; Magnoliopsida; Aquifoliales; Aquifoliaceae
Source: the annotation of a GenBank genome assembly
AUGGAGGGACCCAUUCCUUCUACGAUAUCCCAGUUGACAAAUUUAUCUCAGUUGAGGGUAUCUGAUUUGAGUGGAUCAAACAUGCCUUUUCCUGAAUUGCAGUACAUGAAAAACAUGCAAAGACUGAUACUCAGAAAUUGCCUAAUUGUUGGACCACUACCAGUAUACAUAGGAGAAAUGACUAGACUAAAAACUUUAGACCUGAGCUUCAACAGGUUGACUGGUCGAAUCCCAGAUACAUUUCAAAGUUUAAAUCUAGAUCACUUGUUUUUGUCUAAUAACUCACUAACUGGAGAGGUACCCAGUUGGAUAUUGAACAGCAACGUGUACAUUGAUGUAUCUUACAACAAUUUUACACAGUCACCUUCAGUGGGUUGCCAGCCCUCUAGCGUGAAUUUAGUUUCCAGUCAUUCAUCUACAGUGAGCAACUCAGUUGCAUGGUGCUUGCGGAAGGACCUCUCUUGCUCCACGAAACCCCAGCAUCAUUCAUUGUUCAUAAAUUGUGGGGGAAGCACAAUGAACUUUGAGGGUAAUGAAUAUGAAGAGGACUUAACCACAAGAGGCCCAUCAUACUUUUUUGCUUCUUCAGAAAAAUGGGCUUUCAGCAGCUCAGGGGUCUUCAUGGGGAACGACAAUGCUAAUUACAUUGCAUCAAAUCCUUUUGCAUUGAAUGUGACUGGUGCAGACUUUUAUAAAACAGCCCGCCUUGCCCCUAGUUCACUUAAGUACUAUGGCCUCUGCUUGCGGAAGGGUAGUUACAGAGUGCAACUCCACUUUGCUGAAGUAAUGUAUUCAGAUGACAGCACGUUCAGCAGCCUUGGGAGACGCAUUUUUGAUGUAUCAAUCCAAGGGAGUGUAGUUUUGAAGGACUUCAACAUUGCGGAAGAAGCUAGUGGCUUUGGGAAGGGCAUAACCAAGGAGUUUAAUGAUACUUUUGUCAAUGGGAGCACUCUGGAGAUCCAUUUGUACUGGGCAGGGAAGGGAACAACAGCUAUUCCUGACAGAGGUGUAUAUGGACCUCUUAUAUCAGCUAUCACAGUAACACCAAAUUUUGAUCCUGAUACAGGGCUUCUUUCUGUUGGAGCUAUUAUUGGCAUAGUGAUUGCUUCAUGUGUGCUCCUCUUGUUGAUUUUAGCUGUACUCCGAAAGAAAGGGUACCUAGGAGGGAAAGACAUUGUAGAUGAAGAGCUUCGAGGGCUAGAGUUACAAACAGGUUAUUUUACUCUAAGACAGAUCAAGGCUGCCACUAAUAACUUCGACCAUGCAAAUAAGAUUGGUGAAGGAGGGUUCGGGCCUGUUUACAAGGGUGUACUACCAGAUGGUGCGGUAAUUGCUGUUAAGCAGCUCUCCUCCAAAUCUAAGCAAGGAAACCGCGAGUUUGUGAAUGAGAUAGGCAUGAUUUCUGCUUUGCAGCAUCCAAAUCUUGUGAGGCUUUACGGGUGUUGUAUUGAAGGGAACCAAUUGUUGCUAAUAUAUGAGUACUUGGAAAACAAUUGUCUUGCUCGUGCACUUUUUGGUAAGUGUUACUUGUUUGUUCCACUUUAUCCCUUUAAACAUUGA